Cercospora beticola is the source of this 1107-nucleotide messenger RNA. RefSeq lists its product as uncharacterized. Gene Ontology annotation, molecular function: asparaginase activity. NCBI's taxonomy places the organism in Eukaryota, Fungi, Ascomycota, Dothideomycetes, Mycosphaerellales, Mycosphaerellaceae. The record is from RefSeq and is a predicted model, not a curated record.
AUGGCCGGCACUUCAAGGCUCCUGCUUAUCCUGGCAACUACUCUCCUUGCGGCAGGGUUCCCACUUUCUGAUGUCGCCGAGCGAGCUGUCCCGUACGACUUCUCGUCAUCGGUCAACUCCAGCCUGCCAAAUGUGACGAUCUUCGCAACUGGUGGCACGAUCGCCAGUCAAGGGACUUCGAAUACCCAGACUGUCGGAUACUCCGUGGGCCUGGGGGUUCAAGAGCUUGUAGAUGCAGUACCCGAGCUUCUCAACAUAUCCAACAUCAACGGAUUCCAGGUAUCGAAUGUUGGAUCUGGUAGCAUCAAUUCAAGCAUUCUCCUCACCCUGGCUGAGACAAUCACGGCUGAAUUGAGCAAGCCAGAAAUAUCUGGAGUUGUGGUCACUCAUGGCACCGACUCAUUGGAGGAGACUGCCUUCUUCCUCGAUCUGGUCAUCGACUCACCGAAACCUGUCGUGGUCGUGGGAGCGAUGAGACCGGCGACUGCGUUGAGUGCUGACGGACCUUUGAAUCUCUAUCAAGCUGUAACAUUAGCAACUUCUGCCAAUGCCAAGGGUCGCGGCGCGAUGAUUUCGCUCAACGAUCGCAUUGGAUCAGCCUUCUAUACGACGAAGAAUAAUGCCAACUCCCUCGACACUUUCUUCUCCACAGAAGCUGGCCAACUUGGAUUCUUCAUCAACCAGGUUCCUCAUUUCCAUUAUGCUCCAUCGAGACCUAUCGGGCGAAAGCACUUCGACAUUUCGGGCCUCGAGACAUUGCCGCCGGUUGACGUCCUAUAUGCUCAUCAAGAGAUGGAGCCUGAUUUGGCGUCGUUGGCAGUGGCAGGAGGUGCCAAAGGACUGGUGUUCGCAGGUAUGGGCGCUGGCUCGCUCUCCGGAGCUGCUGGCGAAGCUGCCGAGGCUGUCUUCAAUGCCACGCAAGUACCCAUCGUCGCAAGUCACAGAAGCUCAGAUGGUUUCGUUCCGGCGGAUGAAGAUGACUACAUUAUCGGCAGUGGAUUCUACAAUCCGCAAAAGGCGCGCGUGUUGCUGCGGCUUGCUUUGGCAAAGGAUUAUACUUUGUCUGAAAUCAGAAACGUUUUCGCUCUCAGUUAUCCUAAGCCAUAG